AUGGUUUCCAUAUAUCCAUCUUUUCUGUUCCUCUUCGUGUUUCAUCCCCUUUUUCUUCCUUUCUGCCUUGGCAUAGGAAGAGGAGUUCUAUGUUUGCGUUCAGUAUAUAGUCAAGAGAACAAUGAUGUCCCUCCCACUUUUGAGCUUGCUGGUGGAAACAUUUGCCUUGUGACAUCAAUGGAGAAGUGGGAAGAAAAGAUGUCUGAAGCCAAUAACAGUGGCAAGAUCGCAGUGGUAAAUUUCAGCGCUUCAUGGUGUAACCCCUGUAGAGCAGCAGCACCAGGAUAUCAUGAACUUGCUAAUAAAUACACUUCAAUGAUAUUUCUUACCGUGGACGUGGAUGAGUUAGCUGAGUUAAGUACUUCGUGGGACAUAAAAGCUACUCCAACAUUCAUUUUCUUUAGAGAUGGCCGUCAAGUGGACAAACUAGUAGGCGUCAAAAAUCAAGAGCUCCAAAAGAAGUUGAUGAAUCUCGCAGAGUCUACAAGAUCCCCAGGAUGAUAUACUGUUGCUUCGCUGCUAAGAAUUCUGGUUUUUGUCACGUUAAUUUUGCGAUUAACUUCUGCAACAACAUUUUUAUGUGUUUCUAUGUAUAUUAAGCGAAGUACUAGGAUAUAAGGAAGUACAAUUUGCAGCUUGGGAAA
This is a messenger RNA of Solanum dulcamara, 644 nucleotides long. RefSeq names its product thioredoxin H4-1-like. The transcript has 4 exons. The coding region runs from base 1 to 501 and encodes 166 amino acids. The record is from RefSeq and is a predicted model, not a curated record. NCBI's taxonomy places the organism in Eukaryota, Viridiplantae, Streptophyta, Magnoliopsida, Solanales, Solanaceae.